This is a messenger RNA of Poeciliopsis prolifica (blackstripe livebearer), 5762 nucleotides long. It is a transcript of the gene jmy, whose product is annotated as junction mediating and regulatory protein, p53 cofactor. Gene Ontology annotation, cellular component: cytoplasm; nucleus. NCBI's taxonomy places the organism in Eukaryota, Metazoa, Chordata, Actinopteri, Cyprinodontiformes, Poeciliidae. Gene Ontology annotation, molecular function: actin binding; transcription coactivator activity; Arp2/3 complex binding. The transcript has 10 exons. The record is from RefSeq and is a predicted model, not a curated record. The coding region runs from base 437 to 3106 and encodes 889 amino acids. Gene Ontology annotation, biological process: 'de novo' actin filament nucleation; positive regulation of apoptotic process; intrinsic apoptotic signaling pathway by p53 class mediator.
CGUGACGCGGAGAGCGGAGCCGAGUCGCGCGACGCGUAUUGUCUGAACGGACAAAGAAGCGCACUGUGAGCGCGAGCUUCGGCCAGGUGAGCGGCCAGGUGUUAUGGCAACCGGCGUCAUGUGCGGCAACACGAAGUCGAGUUCUCGCUCGUUUCGAGAGCGAGGCGUGGGAACGCGUUUGGCCGCCUGAACUUGAUGUCUGGACCGCAAAUCCUCGAGAACGUCGCUGACCGCGUUUUCGCUGCGCUCACGCACACAGCUGGCUCCCCCAAACUGGAGAGCCUUUGUUGUUCCAGCGCUACAUCUCGCCGAUAGGGAUUUUUUCCCCCCUCCACCCUCUGUCGCUGUCGUCAACUAGCAGUAGCCUUUAGCCUCGGCGUCGGAGCAAAUUCAUUUCCGAAACGAGCGCAAUCUGCGCAUUCGGCGACCGGAUGCGAUGUCAUUCGCCAUGGAGGAUCAUUUGGAGUCCGGUUGGGUGUCGGUCCGACCCCGAGUGUUCGACGAGAAAGAGAGGCAUAAAUUUGUUUUCAUCGUGGCCUGGAACGACGUCGAGGGAAAGUUCGCCAUAACCUGCCACAACAGAACCGUCCAGAGACGGAGCGCUUUUCUGGACUUGGAUUGUGGCCCCGCGGCUGCCCUUCCUGUCCCCGCUGCUGAAAGUCCGGCCAAAGCGAAGAAAGACGAAGCCUGUAAAGCUGGUAAAGUUAGACCGCACUCAGCAAACCCCAGAGACAAAAAGACCGCAAAAGAUGAUGCCUCGAAGGCGUUCGAGUGCGUCAGCCUCACGUUGGGCUCCUGGAACAUUGUCACGCCGAAGGAGGUGGACAUGGAGAUCCUGGACGUCCCUUCGUCUCCCGAGGACGCAGACCCGGGAGACGGUGAGCUCAGCCUCCGCGAGGACUUCAGCUGGGCCGGCCUCUUCUCCUUCCAGGACCUGCGGGCGGCCCAUCAGCAGCUGUGCGCCGUCAACUCGGACCUGGAGCCCUGUCUGCCGCUGUUCCCGGAGGAGCAGUCCGGCGUGUGGACGGUGCUGUUCGGCGCGCCGGGGAUGUCGCAGCGGGAGACGGACGCGCUGUGCUACCAGCUGCAGGUGUACCUGGGUCACGCCCUGGACACCUGCGGCUGGAAGAUCCUCUCCCAGGUGCUUUUCUCCGAGGGCGACGACUCGGAGGAGUACUACGAGAGCCUGAGCGAGCUGCGGCAGAAAGGCUACGAGGAUGCGCUGGAGGCGGCCAAAAGGCGCAUGCAGGAGGUGUUGGACAAGCACAAGGCCAUGGACAGCAUGGUGGAGCUGCUGCAAGUGUACCCCGAGGAGGACGAGGCGUACGGCGAGCUGCUCGAGGCGACGACUCAGCUGUACCACUACCUGCUGCAGCCCUUCAGGGACAUCAGGGAAGUGGCAACGCUGCGGCGGCAGCAAAUUAAGAUCUGCCUGGAGACGGAACGACUCGGCCCUCGCCGCGUGGAGAGCCUGAGGAAAGAGGAUGAGGAGUGGCAGAAGAAGGCUCAGGCUGCCGUGCUCGCCAUUCAAGACCUGACUGUGAAGUUCUUUGAAACCACAACCCGAGCUCAGAAAGCUCUGUAUGAGCGGAUGCGCGCCGACCAGAGGAAGUUCGGAAAGUCGGCGUGGGCCACGGCAAUCGAGCGCAUGGAGCGGCUGCAGUACGCCGCUUCCAAGGAAACCCUGCAGCUCAUGAGGGCCAAAGAAAUCUGCCUGGAACAGAAGAAGCACGGCUUGAAGGAGGAGAUGCAGUGUCUGCAGGGUGGGGAGGAUGCAAUGAUGCGUCUGGACCAGCUGGAGGCGCUGUACUACGAGCUGCAGCUGCAGCUGUACGACAUUCAGGCGGAGGUGCUGCGCUGCGAGGAGCUGCUGCUGACGGCGCAGCUGCAGAGUCUGCGCAGGCAGAUGAUGGAGCGACAGGAUGAGGUGGUCUACUACGACGCCUUCGAGAGCCCCGACGCCAUGAAGGCCAAAGAGGAGCCCGCGUCCCCUCCGUCGCCCCUCAGAGACGACGAACUCUGCGUCCUCCAGCAGAGGACACGGCAACUGGAGGCCCGGAGGGGCCGCAUCACUGCCAAGAAAGUCUACCUCAAAAACAAGAAGGAAAUCUGCAUCUUCAAUCACAACCAGAAAACCCAGCAGCGCCAAGGACACAACGUCGACUUCAACUCUCUGCAGGGAGGAGAAGCUGCAGAAGACGACGAAGCAAAGAGAAACGUAACUGUGAGCCAGGAAAGGCAGAGGACUCUGGACAGACUUCGCAGCCUCAAACAGCGUUAUCCGGGUCAGGUGACCCUCCGGUCCAGUCGCCUGCGCCUCGCCCAGACUCCCGGCCGGAGGCGAGCGGCGCAGCAGCCCAGCACCCAGGCGGUCAGCGUCCAGACCGACUCCAUCUCCGACCUCCCGGAGCUCUCGGCUCCGCCCCCGGCUGACGUCUGCAGCUGCGAAGGCGCCUCACUGCCCUCCAUCGACCUCCAAAGCGCGCAGGCGGCGCCUCCUUUUCUCUCGCUGCCUCCGAUCCCGUCGUCGCCAUCUCUGCUCUCGGUGGGGCCGCCCGCCGCGCCUCCGCCUCCUCCUCCGCCUCCUCCUCUGCCUCCUCCAACGCCUCCUCAAUCACUUCCUCCCGCCGAGAGCCAAGCGAGCAGCCCGACCAAGACGCUAAAGUGCGAGUCUGAAUGCGCCUCGCUGCCGCUGGCUCCGUUUUCCCCGCGAUUCUUCGACAGCAGCCAGCUGCUGACCGCCAGGAAGAAGCUGAGGAAGACGGCAUCGCUGGACUCCUCACAGUGGAGGAAAGCGAGCUCGCCGAUGGACGAGGUGCUGGCCUCGCUGAAGCGCGGCAGCUUCCACCUGAGGAAGGCCGAGCUGCGCGUCCUCGGCCCCGACCCGGACGACGACAGCAACAACAUCCUGGCUCAGAUCCGGCAGGGCGUGCGUCUGAAGAAGGUGCGCGCCCGGCCGGAGCAACAGCGCCACCCCAAGAGCUUCCUGCACUCCGCCGACGCCCUGACCCGCAGCAUCCACGAGGCCCUGAGGAGAAUCAAGGAGGCCUCGCCGGAGUCCGAGUCCGAGGACGAAGGCCUGCCUUGCACUGACUGGGAAAACUAAUAGAGGCUUAAAUGAUGGACUCUGUUAGUUUUUUUUUUGGGUUUUUUAAUUCUAUGCGGCCAAAACAAAGAGAAAAUGAGGAUCAUGAAACAGACAAGCCUGAGUUACAUGAAGGCGCCUCGGUGCAACUAGAACAAAAAAAGUUGCUUUUUUUUUUUUUUUUUUGGUUUGUUCAUUUGUUAUUCCAUUCUUGUGUUUGUAAAGACUUAUUGUUUUAAGGUGUUGCUGUUGCAGUUUUGGGGAGGGCACAGACCUCCGACCUCCUGUUACAUCCGAGUCGUACUGUAGCUCCUUGUGAUGGGUUUGUUUGAAGGAGGAAACGUUUUGCUCCCUUCUGCUACCAGAGGCACAAACUCUGUCGCACCUUUGAACUUUACUUCACAGCAACUAUCUGUACCUGCAAAUCUCUCAGGACUGUCCCUGAUCACUGAAAGGAGCGGUGAUCCGCACUAGCAAGGGAAAACCACGGGCUCCGUUAGAGAAGGCAGGAAAUCAAAUCAUGUUCAUCUAAGACAAAAAUCAGUUCCUGUCGUGACAAAAAACGUGUUUUAUGAACCUUUGAUUUGUUUUGUUUUUUAAAUUCUGUUGGUUUCUUUGUGUUUUGCCCUCACAAUCAGGCUGAAGGUUUUACUUUUAAUCAAAAUAGGGAAGCAAGAGUUAUUUUUUACUGAGGCUGAAAAGUAGAACGUAUAGACGAUUUCACUUUAAACUGGAUUUGUUGUUCCCCAGUCUAUUUUAAGCCUGGCGGGCCACCAGGCUUCAUUAGCCAGCCCACCAGCCUGAGCGUCAUUUGUUUAUUUGAAGAAGUUUUUUUUUUUUUCAAUAGAAAAGACCGAUUGAGCUACGUUUAUAGUGGACCCGUUGAGUUGCACCUCACGCAGUGUUUCAAACUUAUGAUGCCUGCUUGUGCUUCUCCGAAUUUUUGUCACUUUUCACAUUUUUUCGACAUGGAAAAACAUGGCGAGCCGUCGACGAACCGCCGUAGUUUUGCCGAGCUUUCUUGGGGAAACCCGGCGUUUGGCGCUAACACAGGUUCAACAAAUGGACAUCAGUCCUGUCGUCUCCUAUCAGCCAGCUGAUUAGCAGUGUGCAGCAUGUAGGAAUGCAACUUUCUAAAUCUGCGGUAUGCCUCGGUAAGGCGGCCUGCCGAGCACAGACGCUGUUCCUGCCAGCUCAGUAUUUUUGAUGAAAGUUGUUUUUGUUGCCUCCAUUUCAACAGUCGAGUCGCAUGAAGGCGUUUUUUGAUGGUGUGGCGAUAAAUUGUCAGAUUUACGGCUCGGUUUACUCAUAAUCUCAGCUGUGAGUUGAUUAGCUUCACUGGGAAAAAACUGAGACAUCAGACGAAACAAUUAGGGAAGCGGAUAUGACGUAGUUCACGCAGUUAAAAUUGGAUUAGAUUAAAUGGGGGUUUUUUCUCCCCCAUUUUGAUUUGAUGUCAGGUUCAUUGGGACUUCACUGCCCCCUGGUGGCAUCUCCUCACAUUACAGCAUGGGGUGUUUCCAAUAGAUUUUUCUCUUUUGCCUUUUUCUUUUUUUAUUGCGUGACUUUGGACUUUGUGUUAACAUUUGGUGCGUGAGUGAUUAUUUUAGGUUUUAUUAUUAUUAUUUAAUGUUUUUAAAUGUUUUUUUAUAUACUGAAAAUAAGUUUCUUUGACAAAUUAUGCACCAAGUACUGUGGCUUAAUUGCAAGAUACAUUUUCUUUUUCCUCCUAGGUAAAUUUCAGGAUUGUUUGCUGCAUUGUUUUUUAUUUUAAUAUUUGUUGAACGCCGAUUUUACAGUUUCACUUUUGGUUAGAAUUGAAAAGUAAAGCACAACUGAAAACAAGAGAAAAAACAAACAAAAGAAGAAAAUGAUAACUAAUUGAACUUCCCAACAGACCAGAGAGCUUCAGUUGUGUUUCAGGUCGUGUUUUUACACGAACGCGUUUCCACUACAAAGAUGUCGCUUUAAUGCAUCAAAGUGUGUGUGAGUGUGUGUUGACCAGCACCGAGAACUGAAAACCAGCAUUUCUCUUCUCUAGUUUUAUCUUAGCGUUAGCUUAAUGUUAGCUCAACAUUAGCUUAAUGUUAGCUUAACAUUAGCUUAAUGUUAGCUUAGCGUUGGCUUCUUCCAGCUUUUUGAAUCUCCUUCUACAGCACAAACGGAGCGCACUGUUUACAUCGGUUUACAGUUAGCAUGUGCUAAGCUAACUGUGGCAUCACGAGUAAUCUGGGCGUCGAAGCCGCCGUGAUUCAUUUGCAUGCAGUUUCUCACAGCUAACUGGUUUGUUUUCCAGUUUAUUGGGGAAAAGCAACCAAGAAUACAACUUGAUACUUUUUUGUUGCUGUUGUUAGACUGGCGUCCAGUUUUAGCAACUUUUGCACAAGACUGGCUCGAGGAGGGCAAACCCAUCACAAAGUAUGUGCAAUAAGUGAAGAUCGGAGGGGAAAAAAAAGUCAUUUUUUGAUUUAUACUGUAAACAAAUGUAAAUCAUGAGAAAUGUAUCCACAUGCCUAAAUGUAUUGAAGUAUUUAUUGAAGCGUCAUAUUUUGAAGAUGUUUUUAAACGUACCUGACGAUGUCCUGUCACGCCAUUCCUCUCUCUGCUUUUCCAUAACCAAAACAAAAAAAAAAGAAAUCUUUAUUUUUCUUUUCAUAUUAAAAGCACCCAAAAAGUG